AUGUUGUGGGGCUGCAUCACUGAUUUCUUCACCUACGAGACCACCAAGUCUGUGGUGGUCAAGAGCUGGUCUGUGGGCAUUGUCAACCGGUUCGUGCAGCUGCUCAUCAUCACAUAUUUUGUCGGCUGGGUCUUCAUCUACGAGAAAGCGUACCAGGUGUCAGACACCGGCAUCGAAUCCUCUGUGAUGACCAAAGUAAAAGGCUACGGUUACCAUCACAACCGUGUGAUGGAUGUGGCCGACUACGUCUUCCCUCAGCAGGGUGCAGCUGUGUUCUGCAUAGUUACCAAACUCAUCCUCACCGAGAAUCAAUUCCAAGGAAAAUGUGCAGAGAAAUUUAGUUGUAACACAGAUGAAGACUGCGCCAAACAUUAUGGGGCCUAUCUUUCAAAUGGUGUAAUUACGGGUGUUUGCCUUAAAGAAGGCAAUGACUCCACGGGUCAGUGUGAGAUUGAAGGAUGGUGUCCAGCAGAGACAGACACAAACACAACAAUCGAACCAAUGUUGGAUGUGAAAAACUUCACAAUCUUCAUCAAGAACAGUAUUCGCUUCCCUCUCUUCAAUGUCAUUAGAGGAAACUUUCCAUCCACAAUGACGUCUGCAGAAAUCAAGAGCUGUACCUACCAUCCGGAGAAGAGACCCUUCUGCCCCAUAUUUCGUGUAGGCGACGUGCUGAACUUCACCAGACAGACUGUGGAGGACCUGGCAAACAAGGGUGGAGAAAUAGGAAUAAAUAUUGAGUGGAAGUGUAACCUGGACUUGAACAUCGAAAAAUGUGUACCUCGGUACUCCUUCACUCGACUGGAUGCACCAUUUGCCAAAAAUGCUGUCUCCAAAGGCUUUAAUUUCAGGUUUGCCAAAUAUUUCAAGAUGGAGAACGGGACUGAAUUUCGGACACUCCAUAAAGCAUUUGCAAUCCGGUUUGACGUUAUGGUCACUGGCAAAGCUGGAAAGUUUGACACAAUCCCAACAAUCAUCAACCUUGUAGCCGCCUUCACCUCCAUUGGACUGGGUACGGUUAUCUGUGAUGUCAUCUUAUUGAACUUCCUGAAAGGGGCAGAGCAGUACAAAGCCAAGAAAUUCGAAGAGGUGUCAGAGGCUCAGAUAGAAGCAUCUCUUCCUCAGAGCCCAGAGACUCCGCUGUCACUCAAAACAGGUAUCAAGAGCUCCUAUGACUCUGGAGCCAUUUCCCUCUCUACCUUUGACCAACCUAUCUAA
Messenger RNA from Scomber scombrus (Atlantic mackerel), 1218 nucleotides. It is a transcript of the gene p2rx3a, whose product is annotated as purinergic receptor P2X, ligand-gated ion channel, 3a. The record is from RefSeq and is a predicted model, not a curated record. The transcript has 12 exons. Gene Ontology annotation, molecular function: purinergic nucleotide receptor activity; ATP binding; extracellularly ATP-gated monoatomic cation channel activity. NCBI's taxonomy places the organism in Eukaryota, Metazoa, Chordata, Actinopteri, Scombriformes, Scombridae. Gene Ontology annotation, cellular component: nuclear inner membrane; plasma membrane. Bases 1 to 1218 code for a protein of 405 amino acids. Gene Ontology annotation, biological process: response to ATP; monoatomic cation transmembrane transport.